CUGCUAGCACGAAAGGUUUCUGCUUGCAUGGCCCUGCUGAGAACUGUUAGCACUGCCACCUCCUUCGGGUCACGUUAGGCUGGAAGGUUAAAAGAACCCUUGAGUUGUUGGUUUUGGCACUUAUUGCAUUCAUCUGCAUAGAGACAAUCAUGGAAUGCUCCCCUUGUGGAGGCCUUUAUUUCUUUGAGUUUGUGAGCUGUAGUGCAUUUGUAGUUACUGGAGCUUUAUUGCUUAUGUUCAGUCUAAAUCUUCACACAAGAAUACCACAGAUCAACUGGAAUCUUACAGAUCUUGUCAACACUGGACUCAGCACUUUCUUCUUUUUCAUUGCAUCUGUAGUACUGGCUGCUCUGAACCAUAAAACUGGAGCAGAAAUUGUUGCGGUGAUAUUUGGUUUCUUGGCGAUGAUAGUGUAUGCUGUGAAUAUGUAUUUAGCUGUUAAAAAAUGGAGAAUGAACAGCAGUCAGCAGAACAGCCGGCAGACAAGCAACUACAUUCGUGCUCGGACAGAAUCAAGAGAAGUAGAUCACCACCCUGAGAUUCAGCGUCUUGAUGCGUGAAAGCUACAAAAGAGGGGAUAGACAAUUGUAACAUUUUAUUUUGUCUCAUCAAGUGAAGUUUAUACAGUUUGAAGUUUUUCAUUUUAUGGGAAGAGUCUUGGCAGAGACAAGCUGACCAUUUAUAUUUAGAGAGAGAGAAGUCUGCAUUUAUUCAGAAGCUAUUGGCUUGAAAGCUAUAAUUAUUGGCCAUUCAGAAGCAUAAUCUGUAUACAACAAUUGCAUAUAUAUAUAUGAUGUAUGUUAAUAUUUUAGAUUAAACACUUGUAUAGUUUCUUUCCAGGUACCAGCUCUAGAGAGACAUGCACACCCUGCCACUAUUUUAUCAUCCAGUAAGAAUGCUAUGAUCAACACUAUAUUAAUUAUUCAGUUAAAAAAAAAUCCUCCAAAAAUUAAAUAGAUUUUGUUGCAUAUGAAAAGAAAGUGAGGGACAAAUAGCAAUAACAUAAACCAGCUUUAUUGUAUACCAACUCUAUAUAUACUUCCUCAUUCAGCUUUGCCAAUGCAAUUCACUUCUCACCUGCAAGACCUCCCACAUUGCUGUUCUUGGUGCAUUUUGAAGCUGAAACAGGCAAUCCCAUUCAGUAUUUGGGCUGGUCGAUUGGUGAUAUGGACAGAUGCACUAUGGACUAUACUAAAACCACCAAACUCAUUUCAUGUAUGACCUCAGCCAGAUUUUGAAUUGGGGCUCCUACUCAUUGAAAGACUAGCACUUUCACCUGCUGCACAAUUAAUGCAACCCAUCCAACACUAGGAUGUAGGUAUCUGCUCAUGUUUGAAUAUGUAUUACAUGAUUUUCAUUCAUGAAAUACUUUGGGGAGGUUGUCAAGUAAUAGACUCUACACUCCAAUCAAGGUCCAUUAUUUUCUGAGGUUUCAGUCAUCUGGGAAUUUUAAGGAAAUCAGGAGCCACCAAAAAUGCAUGAUGUAUAUAUUGUAGGAUAUUCCAGGACUGCAACAUUGUGUUUUGUGUAAGAUGAAUACAUUUAUGGCAUAUUUUGGUUUUAGAUUGGUUGUUCUGUUAAAUUAAAAUUGAUUGGUAGUAGGUAAAAUUUAGAUGACUAAAUUAAUCAUAGCUAUAAAUCAUUUUUCUAAUGUUCCUUUGAAGCUUAUUUUACAAAGUGUAUGGUUGAACCUAUUGUUUUCCCUCUCUAUGCUUCCUAUAUUUAUAAACAGUUUUCCUAACGCAAAUUUUCUCACUUCCAUUGAACUUUUAGUGAAGAGAAGACUGUAUUCUUUUGUUGGAGAACUUGAAUUCUGCAAUAAUAUGUCUAGAACCUCAGUCAAAUUUUAUUAGGGAGACUUCACCAAUAUCCUUGUACGCUCUGAUUCAUGUGUCUCUCCUUUGUGUUGGCAUAAGGAUAAGUAUUUACAACAGGUUUCUCAUUUAUUGUAGAUGGGAACAACACCAUACCACCCCCUAGUGGAGUCAAAUUCAAACCUGAUGUACAUGAGUAAAAUUGUCAUUGAAGUCAGUUAAAUUAUAUAUACUCACACCAGAUCUUUGUUCCGCAGACUUGUAGCAUUGUAUUUAUGUGUAACUAUUCCCUGUAUGGGUUGAUGUUUACACUAUCUUAGUUGGAAUCAUAAAUAUAAAAGAAAAAUUCAUAGACGUUGUCCAGUCAGUUUUAAGUGCAAAAUGUAGAUUUAUUUUCAAAACUAAGUUUUAACAAUCCUAAAGUUAUAGAAAUGUUUACAUGAAACUUUAUUUUUGUAAUUGCAAAUGGAACAGGGGAAGCUCUAAAUUUGAACAUUCUGCACUGUUCACUUCUCAGGCAAUGCAAGCCUUGUGCUGAUGCAUAAAAACCAGAAAGUGAAACUGUUUUUCUUAAGUCAUUCUCCAAUUUCUUUGCUAUUUGCAGUACAUUCCACAUUAGUUAUAUCUUUUUUUAAAAUUCUGUUUUAACAAUUAGAUUAAAGGAAACUUACAAUUUUUAAAAUAUUUUAAAUCUGUUAGAAGUUUUUUAUCAUACCAUAUUUAAUGUUAUAUUUUACAUUUUCACUAAGAGUUGUAAUUGAAGGGAGUGCAGGGUUGAGAGUCUAAUAGCUGGAGCUCUAAUGAUCCUCUAGAGCAGGGGUUCUCAAACUUUGUGAUACCACGACCCCCCUCUAAGUUGUUUGUGACCCCCCCCCUCCGGGUCGCAGGACCCACAGUUUGAGAAACGUGACUCUAAAGUAUUUAAAACAGCCAUUUUAUUAAUUAAUUCCAGUGAUGGUUAGCUUUAAUGUUUGUCAUAUGAAAACUGACCCAUAACUCAGUGUGGUUAACCGUGCUAAAUGAUGGUGUGUUCAGUGCCCAUAGGAUAAGUUAUUUUUCAACAUGCUGUACCAAAUAUUGGAGGGAUGAUAUAAUUGGGGUAGUUUGUACGUACUGCUGUUUGGAA
Pelodiscus sinensis (Chinese soft-shelled turtle) is the source of this 2940-nucleotide messenger RNA. The record is from RefSeq and is a predicted model, not a curated record. Lineage: Eukaryota; Metazoa; Chordata; Testudines; Trionychidae.